Pseudomyrmex gracilis is the source of this 5172-nucleotide messenger RNA. RefSeq names its product septin-7 (gene pnut). Bases 962 to 3127 code for a protein of 721 amino acids. Gene Ontology annotation, cellular component: septin complex; microtubule cytoskeleton; cell division site. The record is from RefSeq and is a predicted model, not a curated record. Gene Ontology annotation, biological process: cilium assembly; cytoskeleton-dependent cytokinesis. The transcript has 10 exons. Lineage: Eukaryota; Metazoa; Arthropoda; Insecta; Hymenoptera; Formicidae. Gene Ontology annotation, molecular function: molecular adaptor activity; GTP binding; GTPase activity.
UUCCUUUCGGGCUCUCACGGCAACGCGUCAGGCGUGGUCGGUGCAGUACAUCCGAGUCGGGUGCGGUGGUUGCAUUGCGCGAGGUAAUUGCACGUAACGAUUCAUACCUUUUUCUGUGUGUUAUUUUGUGCGGUGCGCGAUCUUGUGUGACAUUUCGCCGUACGUUUAAUUAAUAAAAUUUACACGCGUUCUGUGGGUUACGGUUUUGUGUGUGCUGUCACAUUCGCGCACGGAAAGAAGGAUACGCGCGAUGAACGGUCAAGUGAGAGUGAAAACACGGCCACGCUCGGCCGGUUCGCCGCCGCCGACAGCGUGAAUCAUCGGCAACACCGGCUCCACCGUCGCCGCUGCUCUCGAAACCCACGCAGUGCGACGCGCACUGUUUCGGCGGUCUUCCUUUUUUUCUCACAGUCGCUUCUUUUUGGAUGUCUUUCUCUCUCUCGCGCACGCCACGCGUCUUACCACCGUCGUCGUCAUUUUUUCGACAACAACGUUCUCUCGCGCGCGCACGUACCGGGGAUACUUCCGUACCCGCGCGCAACGCUUGAGUAUACCUUGCUUAUUGUUAGCGAUAUAUAUAACCGACUGUGUUUGUAGCGUGCAAAGGUUCUAUGAAAAAAAAAGUAUACAUUGUGUUCAAAUAAGUAUACAAGCGUAAGAGAGAGAUACAUCUAGUCUACGGAACGAAUCCCCGGGUACAUUUUUUCCAUUAACGGACGAUGGAAUUUGGAUAAAUGUGUUUCACAUAAAUAAAAAAAGAAAACUCUCAUAGACAUUCCGGGGACUCACUUAAAUAUACAAUCGCGAGAGAGGACUGUUAUCUCUGUGACCUUUUGGUUCGAAGAUUAAUUAAACUUCUUUGUGGUGAUUUUCCGACGAAAAGUCGGCGAACGAGAGACAAGAGAAUCGCGUUAAACCUCGUUUUUCUCGAAGAGCGAAAAAAAUAACAAACUUCGGUCACAUGUCGACGACGGAGAACCAGAACGGCAUCGCCGCGGCGAGCGCGCAGAGCAACGGCAUCAAGACGUCGUCGUCGUCGUCGUCGGCGUCGUCCACCGCGUCGUCGGGCGUUUCGCCGUCUGGCGCGCGUCCUGUUACCGGCAACAACAGUAACUCGUCCUUCCUCUACAGCAGCAGCACGAUGUUAAAUCGCGAAAAGGUGCGGCAGGUGCCGCCGCCAACCUUGCCCAAGUACACGUCGAGUUUUAACGCGGGGUCGAACGGCGGCGGCGGCGGCGGCGGCACCGCCGAGCGGCUCACAAGGGAAACCGGCGGCAGCUACAGGCUCGCCAGCCUGGACAGACUCGCUCUGCGUCAGAGAAUACUGGAUGGAGAAAAGGCGAAUGGCGAGCCCAUCUCGAUCCAGGCGAAGCGCGAAUUGUUCUUCAAGGGCGACGGCGCGGGAAUAAUCUCUUCCUCACCCUCGGUGCCGUCGGUGCCGCCGCCGCAGCCGCCAACGCAGCCACCCGGUUCUCAAGUGAACAACUCGUCGUCGGCAACGGUGAACACCACACAAGCCAGUAAUAUCACAUCGCCGAACGCGGCGCCGGCAUAUUCGAGCGGCGGCGUCUCGACGAUACCCAACGCGAAACCGCGAUUACCGCCCGCAGUGGCGACGCCGAUCCCGAAUGACGCCUCGGAGGACAGCAACAGGCGCGAGACCGCGCGAACCGCCGUUUCUUCUAUCAAGGAAGACAGCAACAAGGAGGCCGCUCUGCUGCAUCAUGCGCGACCUACGCCACCAACGAAACCCAAGGAACUCGACGGCUACGUCGGUUUCGCGAAUCUCCCGAACCAGGUGUACAGAAAAGCCGUGAAGAAGGGCUUCGAGUUCACGCUCAUGGUUGUAGGAGAGUCAGGACUUGGUAAGUCCACCUUAAUCAAUUCCAUGUUUUUGGCGGACAUAUAUAGCGCUGAAUAUCCCGGACCUAGCCAUAGGAUAAAGAAAACGGUCGCCGUGGAAACUAGCAAGGUGUUGCUGAAAGAAAACGGUGUUAAUCUCACCCUUACGGUCGUCGAUACCCCCGGUUUCGGCGACGCCGUCGACAACAGCAACUGUUGGGUGCCGGUGAUCGACUAUAUCGAAUCGAAAUAUGAAGAAUUCCUCAAUGCGGAAUCUCGCGUAACAAGACGGCAAAUUGCGGACAGUCGAGUGCAUUGCUGUCUCUACUUUAUUGCGCCCUCCGGCCAUGGAUUGAAGCCGCUCGAUGUGGAGUUUAUGCAGCGUCUUCAUGACAAAGUCAAUAUAGUACCCGUCAUCGCUAAGGCAGACACUAUGACGCCGGACGAGUGCGCGUACUUCAAAAAACAGAUCUUGAACGAGAUCGCGCAACAUAAAAUAAAGAUUUACGAGUUUCCGGAGGUCGAAGAUGAGGAGGACAAUAAACUCCACAAGUUACUAAGGGACAGAGUGCCAUUUGCAGUUGUUGGAGCGAACACUAUAGUCGAGUACGAAGGCAAGAAAGUUCGCGGCAGGAAGUAUCCAUGGGGAAUAGCGGAAGUCGAAAAACUGGAGCACUGCGACUUCAUAGCGCUCCGAAACAUGGUGGUGAGGACUCACGUGCAAGACCUGAAAGAUGUGACGAACAACGUGCACUAUGAGAAUUUCCGAUGUCGUACCUUAGCCGGUCUGGGUGUGGACGGCAAGCCGACGAAAGCCUCGAAUAAGAAUCCAUUGGCGCAGUUGGAAGAAGAAAAGCGCGAACAUGAUAACAAAAUGAAGAAAAUGGAAACGGAAAUGGAGCAAGUCUUCGAAAUGAAAGUUCGCGAGAAGAGACAGAAACUGAAAGAUUCUGAAGCGGAUUUACAGAGGAGGCACGAACAGAUGCGACGGUCUUUAGAGCAGCAGGUGCGUGAGCUGGAGGAAAAGAGACGGGCGUUCGAAGCGGAGAAGACCGCUUGGGAGCAACAAACUGGCCACAGUAUUGAAGAAUUGCGUAGGCGUAGUUUAGAAGCCAAUUCAAAAGAGACGGGAUCGAUGUCCUCCGAGGGAUCUGGAGGCGGCGGGGGUACGUUAAGAGGGUCCCGAGGGAUAGGCAGCCUCCUUCGCCGUCAUACCAGUUUCAAAUCACCUCAAGACAGCCCCGCACAGAUACAACUUGUCAUACAACAUCCUGAGCACUCCUAAUAUAAACGAUUCCGUCUCCCAGAACCAACCGCGUUUUGCGCGCUUGAUUCGUUCCGAGCAUCUUCGUGCGGACCUCUUCCACGCACACACUCCACCCUUAUCCGGCUACGAUAUAAUCUUUUUUCUGAUGCGAUACAGAAAGAAAACAGGUUUUUUAGCAAUAUGAUGAGUCACAUACAAUGAAAAUUGGCAAAAAAUGAAAAUCAAAAUAUUUUGUAUCAGUCUUAGAAGCACAAUCAAAAUAGUAGAAAUAAAUAAUGCGAUUUCUUGUUUAAAAACAAUAUGUAGAAAUAUGUAAUUGCUCGAAUAAGGGUUGAGGAGAAUCGUUUUAUUAACGAGGGAUGUAAGUACUGGCUAUCUGAACAAUAAUCGUAUUCUUAUUUCGGUAAUAAAUCUAAUGAUAAAAUUGACGUUCGCCUUGUCAAUAGUAACUAUAUGAAAAUCAAAUUCACGCAGUUUUGAUUGGAUAUUUCUUUUUCAAAUUCUCUGCCGUUACGGCGACAUCCUUUUAAAAUCUGUUGAAAGAUUUUAGUUUGUAGAUUUAGUUUUGGAUUUAAUACAUAAUUAUAUUUAAAAAAAAAAAGUAACUUUAAGUUACCUUUUUUUGCGAAAUCUGGAUUUGAAAUACUCAUUGUCGUGGCAGGCAGCAUUUACUUCACCUCGACAUAUGUGCGUGCACUCGUUAGAUUCGAUACAUAUCGUAAUCCAAAGCAAAAAUGUACAUUUUUAACAAAAAUGUUCGUAAGCCAUUACGUGAAGACAUGUGCGACACAUACGUAAGACGUUCACUAAAUGUAAAACGCGUUUUUAAAGUGGAUUUCUUUGCUGUUUCGUAUUCGACCUUCUCGUGUUUAUUUCACGCUUUUUGCGCUUUCUCAUAUUUUUAUAGUAUAAAAAUAUGAAUAAAAAAAUUGAGAAAAAAUAGAGAACGUUGCGGAAAAUGUAGAAAUCGAUGGUAUGCUUUUUUCUUUGUCACACGGUUGAUGUUUUAUUCAAUUUUUAUAUCGGCUAUUUAAUCAGUGUUGUAUUUACAGAAUCAGUUUUUAGUACGUUCAUCCGAAUUCAAGAUUGGAAUAUCUUUAUUUGUCGCGAAAGUGACAUCACUCGGUGACAUUUAUAUCUGUUUAUUUAACAAGUUGUUUGAGAGAAAAGAUUGAAACAGAAUCGUCGCGAGAAAGAAAUUUUUUGACGUGAACGAUACAAAAAUUCCAAGACUCUAAAUACUUGUUAUGAUAAAUUCUAUCUGUGAAAUUGCGUCACGCGAUACGAGUUCGGUUUUUACGUUUUCCGGGACUCUCUCCGUCUCAACAACAAUUGCGUAAUUCGCUCGUUGUGACGUUGGACGUCUCGCGUUACACGGUAAAAUUAUGUAUACAUCGUACACGAACGGUUAUAAAUCGUUACUCAUUUUUUUCUCUUUUUAUAAACACAAGUGUCACAUAUUUCUUUUCGUGUUACAUGGUUUUUACCGUAUGUUUUCAUUACACUCGAACUCGUAACGUCUUAGUUUACAUUGCGAUAACUUACAGUCAGACAUUUUAAGAAUAGUGAACGACACACCAAACACAUAUAGUAGUACAAUGUAUACGACGUAUUUUUGGCACAAACUUUGAUAAACCUUUAAAAACCACGUACAUGUGUAACAGAAAAAAACAAAAAAAAGAUGCGAAGUUCAUUCGCUCGAUCUCGUGUAAUUUUUCGUGUCUGUUUUGUACAACACUUGUGUUACCGAACAUACACGUGUUGUUGAACAUGCACUCUUUGAUCCUUUACCGCAUUGUGUAAGUCAUAAUCAGCCCUGCUUUUUCCACUGAUAAAAUACUGCAGUCCAACUCUCAUAGGUACUAAAAUCACAUGUGUUCAUCUUCGAUCAUGUAUUUAUAUGUAUUUUUGUACACAUCGAAAACGCUGCAAAUGUUUGAAUGUUAUUCUCGAGCAUUGAUGUUAGCAUAAAGUUGUAGCUUAUCGUUAUCUGUUGGACAAAGUUGUGCGCAUUUUGAUACGUUGUCUCUUUUUGUUUUUUGUUUUUUUUUUUUUUUUUGUUU